CUUCUUUUCUUGAGUUUGGCGGCAGCUCUGGUUCUGGGGCUCUCCGCAGAGUUUGUUGUUUUCGGCAGCUAUGUCGUCCGGCGCCAUUUGCCUCGACCUCCAGCCUGUCUCCUACGACAGCGCCGGCAACGAGGAGAGCUCUGUUGGCUUCAAUCCUGCCUCGAGGAGACUCGCCGGGGAGCAGCCCCGCGACUAUCUCCUCUGGUCUUUGUUCAACCUUUUAUUCUUAAGCGGUUACUGCUUCUGCUGUCUCAGUUUCAGCGCCCUCGUCUUCUCCAUCAAGGCAAGGGAUCGUAAAGUUAUUGGAGAUCCUGAAACCGCAGCUACCUAUGGAAAGACAGCCAGAUGCCUGAACAUUGCUGCCUGCGUUAUAGGCAUUGGAAUCACUGUUACUUGUUUCCUUGCAAUAAUUUUAAGUGCAGAAAAUGUUCUUAAAUUAUUCAGAGAAAUGAGGAAGGAACCCCAAUUUUUACCACCAGGUCAAUGAAGAACAAGUAAUUCAGGAUAUCAUCACCAAACAUGUUUUAUUGCAUAUUGACUGCAUCACUUCUCUGUCUCAUGUAUAUUUUCCCUUGUCAAAAGGAGGAAUUCUGUGAAGUUUAAUACAACUUACCAUACUGAUGGGGAGAGAUUUAUAUUGUCUGUAGAACACAGUUUUUCAAUUGAAUUCUGCACAACUCCAGUCUUCCAUGACAACUUGGCAGAGUUCAUGAGAGACUUAAGACCAAGCAAACAAAAUUCAAUUCAGUACAGCAGUGAUAUUUAAAGCAAUUUUUCUAAGGAAAAUCACAUUCCAGUAAUUGAAGACUGAUUUCUAUGGUUAAAACAUUAAAUUCCCACGUAAUUGUGUAAAUUUUGGUGCACUAAAAAUGUUAAUUUUGAAUUUAUAAUCCUUUACAUUUUAUACUUAGAUAAAUGGAGGAAUCAUGGGACACUAGUUGAAUAUCAGUUGUUUUGAAAUUCAAAUAACUAUAAAUAAAUGACAAAACACAAAUUA
Protobothrops mucrosquamatus (brown spotted pit viper) is the source of this 997-nucleotide messenger RNA. RefSeq names its product interferon induced transmembrane protein 5 (gene IFITM5). The record is from RefSeq and is a predicted model, not a curated record. NCBI's taxonomy places the organism in Eukaryota, Metazoa, Chordata, Lepidosauria, Squamata, Viperidae. The coding region runs from base 71 to 487 and encodes 138 amino acids. Gene Ontology annotation, biological process: host-mediated suppression of symbiont invasion; response to interferon-alpha; response to type II interferon. Gene Ontology annotation, cellular component: plasma membrane. The transcript is spliced from 2 exons.